GGCGAAGCGAAGGUUUUGACGGCCGUAAGCCCUGCGAGUUCUGAGCCUUCUCACCUCUCAAGUACAUGGAUCCUACUUGUACAUGUGAGGUGCUUAGGGAGUCUUUUCGCAGCCGCAGCCCGCAGGUAUACCUACCCAUGCAGUUGAAACCACGAUAAACAGACUCCACGCCCGUCUGCUGCUCACAGUGCUAGUUGGCCGCGAAGCAACAGCAGAAACCAGCCAAACCACCACCUCCAACAGACGACGCUGUUGCUGGAACUCCGUGGCGACGUUGCGACAGACAGCCAGACGAGACCAGACGAUUCGAGACGGCACAAUACCACACGAACGACACGAGACGAGACGAGACGAGACAGACGCGCCUGUCGUACCUUACAUGUAGUCACUACCCACGUAGUGUACUACCAGUAUCCUACCUUACCUACCUACAACAUCCUCUCCCCGCGGCUGCGACAGGCUUGGCCGCCCGAUUCUACCUCCCCUCAACCCGCUGCACAGCCUGGCGCGUGAACCAUGGCGGAGUCAGAAUGGUCGCGGCCAGCAGAACAGAUGGACUCGUUGUCGCUGAGUGCCAGUCUGGACGACUUGGCCAACCUGUUCGAGUUUGGGGACAUUGAGUUGAACAACCUGCCCACGGCCGACGCCUCGCAGUACCAUGACCACGACCACGACCACACGCAGCAUGCGGACACCCAUCCUAGCCCGUCGUUCAACGAACUGGGCGAGGCGCAAGCUAUACCAGGCACAAAUGCGCAUGACUUCGGCGGACAUCAGCAGUUCGCCAUGCCACAGGAUACCCACCAAGGCCACCAUGGCCCGCGCUACGAUUCCUCUGGACCUUUCCCCACCGAUUCUCCCUUCCCGCCUGCAAUGCAGCAGAACUAUCAGCCACCACAUGAGCACUACCAAUUCCAAGGUAUGACGGCAUACCCUAUGAAUCAGCAAAUACCUCCCACUCCAAAUAGCUAUGAAAUGCAUGGAGAGCAAGGGCAUUUUCUACAAUUGCAGUCAGAUUCUCAGCAACGUGCCUUGCUUGAGCAGAGAUACCAGCUUGGGAAGGAGGAUGUGACCGCAUUCACGCCAAUGGUGUCCCCAGCAGGCACGCCGCAGUACAAGGCUCAGCCAGAGUACACAGUGCCCUGUGCCUACUUUUCUCCUCUGACCUCGCCUAUGUUACAUGCACAAAACUCGAAGCACGCUCAGCAUUCACAGCACCAAGGGUAUUAUACAAAUCCGAGCACUGCGCCAAGUUCGAAUGCUGCCUCCCCAUUGGGUCCAUCUGCAGAUGUGGAUAUGCUGGCGGACGAAUUGCUGAUGGAAACAACUGGAAACGACUCUCGAACCAGAAAGUCCACACGAAGGAAAGGCCCGACUCCACGAAAUGCAGAUCCUUUGGCCAGAGUUCAGCAAAGCCCCAUACAAAAGGCAAUCAAGCGCAAAUCUGGCUCUAUGCUCUCGACUCUGGCGCCAUCUCGGGAUGUGGAUGGUAGCUUCGAACUUCAGCAAUCACGAAGUGCACAGCCAACAUCAUCAGGCCCCCAACCGCCGCAAAGCGACCGCUCCGCAAACGGUAGCAUCAGCCCGGAGCCACUCAGUGAGGCUCUCAUGGGUCCUCCGCCUCGGCCAUCGUCUAGCAGGACUCAUUCACCGGCGAUCCGCGGGCAGCAACAGAGCCAAUCCAGUGGACCUUUGGGCAAAGCGGCCACGCCCAAAUCGUUAUUGUCGAUGCCACGUGGUGGUUCCGGUACAUCGGAUUCGAGGUCAACCCAAGAUCUGCAUGAUAUGGAUCUUGAAGAGCUCCAGUUACCAGCUGCAGCAGACGAGAGCGUGCGCAGGCCUUCGCUUUCCCUCAUUAUGACCUCUUCUACGCCAGCGGAGGGAACAGCCCGUCUAUCGGCACGAAAGACUCCUAAAUUAGGUCCUCUGAGUACACCUUCGUCUGCCAAAUUUGUAGCCCCAAGCCCAUCUGUGGUUGGAUCUCCCAUGACAGCAUCCACGCCAGACGGGUCGCUCAAGGAUCGGAAGGAGUCCAAAAGCAUUCGUAGUGCCAAAAAACGAGGCAGUAUCAGUAAUGGCGGCAGCAUACUCUCUCCUGCGCUUCGUCCACGGAUUAGCCCCAGCAUCAAGCCCCUGCUUCCUGAAGGCGCAGCUCUUCAUUCUCCUACUCACGCUCUGCUUCUCGCAUCGAAGUCGAAUUAUCAAAAUCUCCUCGAGGGCAAUCAACUGCCGGGCGUCAACUACCCCGAGUCUCUGUCGACAGGGCUGACAUCGAAACGGACAUCCCACAAGGUUGCGGAACAGGGCCGAAGAAAUCGGAUCAACGAUGCGUUGAAAGAAAUGCAGUCGCUUCUGCCCAAACCAGCGCACGGAAAAGGCAAUGAGCACAUGGAUGGCGAAGGUAGCCCGGAACUAGUUGUUGCAGACUGCAAAGACUCCAAGGAGGAUUCAUUAGCCAAGAGCAACAGCAGCAAAGCUUCUACUGUCGAAUCAGCGAACGAGUACAUUCGGAAACUACAACGAGAGAACGCGGCACUUCUGAUACUGAAGAAAGAGCACGACGAAAUGAAGAAACGACUGGAAGCCAUGUCCCGGUCGGGCUCGAGCGUGGGUAGUACCACUAGUGUCAAAAGUGCGAGCCCGGAGGCUGUAUCAUGAGUGCAUUUCUUUCGAGAGCUUACGGUAGGUAGAUGGGUUGUCCGUGGCGAGUGCAUUGCAUAAAAGCGCGUAUAUUGCUGUCAUUUCUGGGCAUCUGAAGGCGGAAGGGAUUUGAAGCGUUGAGGAGGUCAAUGAUACCAAAGCAUGGCGUCCAGUCUGGUCGAUUGGCACCGUGAGCGAUUUCUUUCUUUUUUUCUUUGAUUUUCUUCUUUUCUUGAAAAGAAUCUUCCCCCUUGGAAUAAAGAGCAUAUAUAGGUACAUGUGAAUACGUGAACUCAAGAAUUAGCCUCAUCGAGACUUAGAGGCAAGAGACUGUCCAAAUUGACGCGCUCAUAAUAGCUGAUGUGUCGAAAACUUUGCCAGUACUGCGCAAGGCGAUUAUGCGAAAUGAGGAUUAGUUGGCUGGGUGUAUAUCGAUCAUCACUGAAUCCGCGUUCCGCUAUGUGACCGGCACUUCGCACCACGCGGCUGCCCUGAAAAGGAUGCUCGUCGGCUACGCGAAUGAGUCCUUCGUUGCCAAUGUCUGGAGCGAUGAAGCUAUAUUUCCCUAGUGGGAUGUUUGUGUCUCCUGUGAGUUUGAUGGCUUCGAGACGACCUGUGGGUCCUUGGUCGAGAUUCUGCACUCGGCGUGACGAAGAAGAAGCAGCGUUCUCGACCUCUGUUUCGUCGUCCGUCGUAGUUGUGUUAGUAAUAUCAGGAGGAGGAGUACCAUUCGUACGCUCCUCCUCUGUGUGUUCUCCGCCAUACACUUGGCUCAUCAUAAAGUCCAUGCCCGCAGGCAGCGGCUUCGCGUCCUCCUGACUUGGUUGCGUGAUCAGAAGAAACUCGCAGCCGUGACCGUUGUAAUCACCACACCAUAUGCCUUGCCAUGGUUUCUCAGCGGAAGCCGUGUAGCUUUCGACGGGAAGGGAGCUAUAUGAUGCAAUGUGCUCGGGUAUUCGUGGUCUCAGCAUGGCAUCACGAGAAGUGCUGCUGUUGCUGCUGCUGUUGUCGUUCAUGAACCAUGGCAGCCCAAUCCCCAAUGCAGCACUGAUUCGGCUUCCUGUGCCGGAGAAGGAGGAGGAGGAGGAGCUGGACGUCCCAUACUCGGCCCAUUUUCUGAUCCGGAAGUUGUUUGAGCUGAUUUCAUGGCGAUUGCUCGGCCGAUGUCCCACUGACCGAAACCCGUCGUGACUUGUAUUCCGAGCUCGACUCGUUGCAGGAAAGAUGGUGGACGGCCAGACUGCAGCUCCCUCGUAAAUGGCGCCGUCGAGCAGAGCACGGCAGAGCAUGAACGAGCUGUGAAGGCCAGAGUUUGUGGCGAUUUCCAUGGGCACCUCUCGAUCAUAUCGCAGCGUCUGCGCGGUGGCCUGGUCCACGCUGGUAUCGGCAUCCAGCUUCAGCACGGGUUGAUUGGUGUCGACGUUGUAGGUCGGAUGGAAGUUCUGGAUGAUGACCUCUCGAUCCUUCUCCCAGAAGCUGAAGUCGCUGCUGCUUCGGGCCGUGACGGCAACGACCUGAUAGGCGGUGAUGCAUCCCAUAGUCGGAAUGUAACGAGCAACGAGGAGUUUGCCACUGGGCGCCGUGUCUGCAAACCAGAUCCGGUGUUGGGUCAGGAACCAGUACGGAAACAAGGAGACAUAGAGGGAACGGAACGACUGCAGCGGCGCUGGUGCGAUGACACGCUCACCAGCACAUGCAUUGACAAUGGGGCCCCAUAUGAUAUCGUCAUAGCUACUCGAGGCCAAUUCACGGCAUGUUUUGGCGCAAGCGGCCAGGUCGAAAGGCUCCAGCAAAGAUAAAAUCGCCUGAAGAAGCUCCGUGGGCAGACUCAACAAGGACGUUUCCCGUGUUAUGGAAGCCAUUAUUGUAGGUAUAUCUUAGGUAUAGGAAGGUUACUAUUGAUGGCAGAUGCUGUCAGACAUCAAAUUGCCCCAGUGGCGUUGUACGGUUGUAGUUAUCCCUAGGUAAGGUACGGUAAGGUACUUGGUAGGUAUUGGACGUUGCUGGAAAGGAGCCGAAAGAGGAUCGAUG
Messenger RNA from Sphaerulina musiva SO2202, 4671 nucleotides. RefSeq lists its product as uncharacterized. Bases 517 to 2658 code for a protein of 713 amino acids. Gene Ontology annotation, molecular function: protein dimerization activity. The record is from RefSeq and is a predicted model, not a curated record. Lineage: Eukaryota; Fungi; Ascomycota; Dothideomycetes; Mycosphaerellales; Mycosphaerellaceae. The transcript is spliced from 5 exons.